AUGUCUGGAGAGCCGGAACCGCGCCGAUCGGUGCGCGCGACCAAGGGCCAGCAUACCAAGGCCUUCGACGACCAACCGAUCGAGCCCCCCAAGAAACGAGGAAGGAAGAAGAAGCAAGAGGAGGAGCCCGAGGAAGAGAUUAUCCGCUGCGUCUGCGGUGCCACGGAACAAGAUGGCGACUCGGAAGAGCCUUGGAUCGCUUGCGACAAGUGUACAGCAUGGCAGCACAACGUUUGCAUGGGCAUGAGUGUCUUUACGGAAGACCUCCCUAAGAAUUACUACUGCGAGCAAUGUGCUCCUCAGGACCACAAGGAGCUUCUGGCUGCCAUGGAACAAGGCGAGCGCCCGUGGGAAUCGCGCCGGAAGGCCUAUGAGGACGAACAGAACGAGAAGAAAAAGAAGAAGAAAAAGGGCGGCAGGAUUGGGAAGCGCGCGAGCGACCCCAAGGAGGACUUGUCGCAAGACGCGCGAAGCAACAAGGCCGAAGACUCCCCCGCUCCUUCGGAGACCAAGGAGAAGAAAGAGAAGAAGGACGGCGCCUCCAAGGCGACCACGGGAAAGCGCAAGGCACGAGACGAAACCAUUGAGAAGGACGCAAAGACACCGGCCCCCAAGCAGCGCAAAGUCUCUGUGCCCGAAGCGUCCCCCGUCGUCAGUUACACUGCACCAGCCGACCUGGAUGCGAAGGUCACGGAUCUCCAGGAGGACCGCAAGGGCCCGGCCCAGCUUCUGCAAAAGGCCAUUGCCGGCAUACUCACUGCCGCUGUCAAGGAGAAAAGUGUCGUUCUCCCGAAGGAUACUAGCGUCGCGGCGAAGGCAGAGCGUCUAGCCCUCGAGAUCGAACGUGCAGUUCACGAUGCGCAUCCGGACCGGAGUCAGUAUGCGGCGCAAGCAAGGAUUUUGUACGCCAACAUGAGAAUGAACGGCGACUUAACCAAGAGAUUGCUGAAGCGGACUCUUUCGCCGCCAAUGCUGGCCACCAUGACGGCCGAUGAACUAGCCACAAAGGAGAGACAGGAAGCCAAUGCUCAGCUGAAGGCCAUCUCGGAGAAGCAGUCGAUCUUGAUUACCGAUGACGGCCCUCGCGUUCGCAGAACACACAAGGGCGAAGAGAUUGUCGAGAACGAAUCAUUUCAGCAGAAUGAUGAUGGGAGAUCCUUCAUUCGGCGGCCUAGUGGCCGAGACGUGGGAGAUUCGAAUUACGAGAACCCGGUCGAGCUUUCGGCCCACUCUGGCCUGCAUAUCGAUACCCAUGGAGCUCGGCACUCACCCAAGCAUCCUGACUUUGAUAUCAAUAAAGUGUACGCAACUGUCAAAUCCCCGACCAGCGCCCACAACCGCCGGCCUUCAGCGCCAAUCCAUGGACCCGGAGUGGAUCCCGAUGUCGACAGACUCCUCCAGGAGGAGACGGACUCGCCUCCCUACUCACCAACGGAAGAGACCGAUCCGGACGUGGUUUGGCGUGGCCAUUUGGCCAUGAGCUCGAUCGCCGACUUCCCGGCGGCAGCUAGGUUCGUUGGCGGGGCCAACCUAUCAAGCACGAUUGGGUUGCCAUGGACCAGUCUGAUUCCAAGGAGGCUCGCAGUAGCAGGUCGCAUUGACGAGCAGAAGGCUAUAGAAUACCUAUGUGGCCUGCGGUACGCUGAUCAGACUGAUAUUGUCGUCGUGGCGGUGUCGCCGACCAACGAAGCUUCCCGACGCGAGUUCCAGGCCCUUUUCGAUUACUUCGUCUCCAAGAAGCGAUAUGCCGUCGUCGGCGAGAAGGGUGUCGGCAAUGUGAGGGACACAUAUCUCGUACCCGUUCUUCCUGGCGAGGGUAACGUCCCUGAGUUCAUGCUCAACUUUUCCGACAAUCUCGUCCCUCAGAAGAGAACAGAACCCAUGCUGCUGGCUGUCUUUGUGUACCGGAACAGUCCCAGGCAGCCUCAAUUCGGCGGCGGUGCCGUCUCGCAAUCACCCGUCAUGAAUACGCCAACUCCCACACAGGCCGGGAUCCCUUCAAGACAGCCGUCAGUCUCCGGGCCAGCGUUCUCGCCAACCGUUGCUCAGGGACCCUUCCAGCAGCCGGGCCAUCCCCCUGCCGGUAACAACGGGCACGCAUCGCAGGAGCACCCGACGCAGGGCGCGCACCAGGUUGUGCCGCCGAACCAGCCUCCUGCGGGCUACGCAGCCCAUGCUAGUCCCGAGGCUGAGAAGCAACAACGUCAACAACAAGGCCAGGUCAUUGCACAGGAAGUGCUUGGUCCGUUGAUCAACAGUCCUACGGUGAAGUUCCUCUUGCCGCAAGCCUUUCAAAUGUCCCAGACGGAGUGGCAGGUCAUCCGGGGCAUUCUGGAGAGAGAUGCACGCGCACGAGAUGACUUGGCGUAUCUCAGUCAACUGUUGGAGAAGCAGCCGUCAGUCGGCGGGCGUGGCGCCUUCAGCAUGAUCCGCGUAGAUGUCAAGUGGCGGGAUGGGUAG
Messenger RNA from Colletotrichum higginsianum IMI 349063, 2460 nucleotides. RefSeq names its product SPOC domain-containing protein. NCBI's taxonomy places the organism in Eukaryota, Fungi, Ascomycota, Sordariomycetes, Glomerellales, Glomerellaceae. The coding region runs from base 1 to 2460 and encodes 819 amino acids. The transcript is spliced from 4 exons. Gene Ontology annotation, cellular component: nucleus. Gene Ontology annotation, biological process: transcription antitermination; regulation of mRNA 3'-end processing; transcription elongation by RNA polymerase I. The record is from RefSeq and is a predicted model, not a curated record. Gene Ontology annotation, molecular function: RNA polymerase II transcription regulatory region sequence-specific DNA binding.